This is a messenger RNA of Dichotomopilus funicola, 1515 nucleotides long. Its product is annotated as major facilitator superfamily domain-containing protein. Gene Ontology annotation, biological process: transmembrane transport. Lineage: Eukaryota; Fungi; Ascomycota; Sordariomycetes; Sordariales; Chaetomiaceae. The record is from RefSeq and is a predicted model, not a curated record. Gene Ontology annotation, molecular function: transmembrane transporter activity. The transcript is spliced from 4 exons. Gene Ontology annotation, cellular component: membrane. Bases 1 to 1515 code for a protein of 504 amino acids.
AUGGUGCUCGUCACCGUGGGCAUGACCAUGUUCGAGGCAGCGCGCGUUCCCAUACUCGAGGACGCUGUGUGCCGCGACUUUUAUGCCCGCCUAGCAGCAGCCCCUGCCUCGGACGGCUUGGAGCACCUGCACGACUGCAGAACGACCGAGGUGCAGGCAAACCUCGCCAGGCUGAAUGGCUGGUUUGACAACGUCUCGGCCGUACAAGCCCUUAUCCUCACUUUGCCCUACGCACGGCUGGCCGAGAGCGUUAACAAGCACAUGUUUCUCUGCGUCGGGUUUGUGACAUCGACCGCUUCCAUGGCGUAUUUCUUUUUGAUAUGCCACUUCACGGGCCCUUCGGUCCCAGUCGGCUUGGUCGUGCUCUCGCGCCUGGUCGAGUGCGUUGGGGGAGGCAUCUCUAUGGCUUACAUCCUCCUCUACUCGCUCCUGGCGCAGGCAGUCACCCCGGAAACUCGUUCGGCUGUCUUCUACACCAUAGGAGCGAUGCUGCUGCUAUCGCGAGCAUUCGCCAUGACCAUCUGCGGCAUUCUACUCAGAAGCGCCCCGUGGGCGGUCGGUCCGGUCACAGUACUGGCCUAUUCUCUCAACAUCCCUAUCAUCCUGUUUAUAGCCGCCCGUCGGCCGAAACUGCCCACCGAGGCCGACGAACCGCUAGUAUCGAGCCAGCCCGAUAUUGACGAUGAUGAUUACAUCAAUGACAUGGGCAACUGUAACAAUAACAAUAACAGCAGCGACAGCCAACGCGCCCAUCACGAUGGGAUGGAAAGCGUAAACAUGGCCGCGGACGGAUCAACCAGGCCGGGCAUGUCCCUUGUCCAACACAUUAAGCAUGUGUUUGUGACCACAUACAACGAGUAUCUGGGCCGGACCGUAUUUCGCAUCAGCUUGAUUGCCUGCGGCAUCAAGAUCCUAGGGCUCGAUGUGCAGCUCAUCCAGACGCAGUGGACGGUCGAGCGCUUUGACUGGACCUUCUCGGCCGCGACCUACGUCAACGCGUACGCAACACUCGUGUGCAUGUUGGUGCUGGCCGGAUUACCCGCGCUGUCCACGUACCUUAUCACCCGCCUCGGCAGCGCCCGCCGCAUGGAGAUCGUCAUCAUCCGCUGGAGCCUCGUGCUUCGUAUCAUCGGAAACCUGGCCAUGGGCCUCGCGCCCAGCCGCCCCUAUUUCCUCAUGGGUGUCACCAUCCAGGCCCUGUCGGCCGGCACCUACGACACCUUCAAGUCCUUCCUCACCGGCCUGAGCUCCAGCGGCCACGUCGCCGAGCUCUACGCCGUCAUCAGCCUGCUCGAGACAGCUGCUCGCAUCGUCUCGUCACAAAUGUGGGCCAACAUCCUCGUUGUCUCUCUCGAUCUCCGCGAUCCGUUCAGGGGCUUGCCCUUCUGGAUCGCUGCACUUUUGGGUCUACUGACCAUCCUCACCGUCCAGCUCAUGGUGCGGCAGCUGCGGCAUGAGCCACCCGAGCGCGGAGCACGAGCUAGGAGUCCGGACCGAGCUGUGGCCGUUCCGUAG